Molecule: messenger RNA, 2291 nt
Organism: Armigeres subalbatus
Lineage: Eukaryota; Metazoa; Arthropoda; Insecta; Diptera; Culicidae
Gene: Atg16
Product: autophagy-related protein 16-1
Exons: 7
Coding region: 258-1916 (552 amino acids)
Biological process (GO): autophagosome assembly
Cellular component (GO): autophagosome membrane
Molecular function (GO): protein binding
Source: RefSeq, a predicted model, not a curated record
AAAGUGCUAAUCAAAACACAAACAUCACCUUUAUUCAGUGCUAAACGGUAGAAGAAAAAGUUUUUGUCUAUUAUUUUAUUAUCAAACCUUUCUAGUGUUUCGCGGGAGGAGUUCGAAUUCUAACAAUAUUGAAGUGAGCAAUCCGAAAAUAAAAUAAGUGCACGUUGAUUGCGUUUCUAUCUUCAUAUGUGUUCAGUGUUUGGUGAUUGUAAUCAAAAUCUUGAGAUUCUUCCGGUAAACAAAAAAAGUUAAAAACGAUGACCACUGGCACAAAACAGGAGAACUGGCGUGAUGUUAUAGCGGAAAGACUUCGGGGACGGAACAGAAAUGAGACUUCGAGAUAUGCAGACAUCAUCGCAUACAAUAACCGCCUAUUCGACGCUGCUGCUAAACUUCGCCAGGAAAAUCUGGAACUCAAAAUUGACAAAAAGAUUCGCGACAGCUCUGGUGGAACAGCCGGAGCUGAUCUGGCAGCCAUCACCAACGCUCAAAUCCAAGCGCUCGAGAAAAAAGUCCUAGCUCAACAGGAAGAGCUAACCGAUCUCCAUAAGCGCAAAGGCGAACAUUCGCAAUCGAUCAUUACUUUGAACCAGAAGCUUACUGAAUUACAACGAACCCUUAACGAGAAAGAAAGAUUUCUUGCGGAACAGUGUGCAAUGAAUGUGGCUAUCAGAGAUGAGCUGGAAGAGCUUAAGACUUUGCACAUCACAAUCAAGGACGAGUCAUUAGCUUCACAGUUACGUGCUAAUGCUGCGGAAGAAAAAUUGAGGGCGGUUCAAGAUGAGAACAAUAAAUUGUUGGCAUUGCUGAUGGAGUACAAGUCACGCGAUGCGGAAAUCAUGAAUAAGGAAAAUGACAAAUUUUUCAAAGAAAAGAAAGCAAGAAUUGAAAGUGAGCUCGAGCGUGCAAUCAAGGAUAUUCCCGGGCCAUCGUCGUUAGGUGGAAUCGGAUCCGAUAUGGAUCGAUUCGAUUUUGGCUCUGACGGCCCUCCAGAGGGAAUAGAGUUUAAAUUUGACGCUCAUGAUGGUGAAGUGAAUGCAGUCCGUUGGAGUCCGGUAGAGCGAGUAGUGGCUACCGGAGGUGCUGAUAGAAAAGUCAAACUGUGGGAUGUGGGAAAAGGCAUUUGUGAACCAAGGGGUGCCUUGGUUGGAAGUAAUCAAGGUAUCAAUUCAUUAGAAUUUGAUAGCACCGGUUCAUUGAUUUUGGCUGCAUCGAAUGAUUUUGCGAGUCGUGUAUGGACUGUUUCAGAUCAACGUCUUAGGCAUACUCUAACGGGUCACAGUGGAAAGGUGCUGGCAGCGAAAUUUCUUGGAACCACCUUCCUGGUCACGGGAAGCCACGAUCGGACGCUUAAAAUCUGGGACCUCAAAAAUCGGUCGUGUACGGAAACCAAAUUCGCCGGCUCCAGUUGCAACGACUUGGUCACGACCGACAGCUUUUCCAUCAUUAGCGGUCACUUCGAUAAGAAAAUCCGUUUCUGGGACACCCGAACGGCUGACUGCACCGCCAACGAUGUCCCGCUGCAAGGUAAAAUCACCUCGCUGGACCUAUCCAAGGACGGCAAGUUUCUGCUGUGCUGCGUGAGGGACGAUACCAUCAACCUGCUCGACCUGCGGCAAAAUAAGAUUGUGCGGACGUUCCGACAUGAUCUCUAUAAAGUGGGAUGUGAUUGGGCUCGGAUAGCUUUUAAUCCCACAUGUCAACGAAUAGCUGCCGGAGCAGCUGACGGGUCCGUUUAUAUCUGGAAUAUAAACGGUCCUCUGGAAACAGUGUUAAAGGAUCCCAAGUCUGAUCGUCAUUGGUUUUUUCACAGUGGAAGUGGCGCCGCGGUGACCGCCGUCAGUUGGCACCCAUUCAGUUCCGUCCUGGCAUCGGUAGAUCGGGCGAAAAAGUGCACAAUCUGGUCGAACGCUUAGCGAACCGCCAUCAGUCGAUUCCGAACCGCUAUCAAGACUUGUUUCUGCAGUUCUAUAGUCUCCGCUCCAUUCGAUCGUCCCUCUUAUCGAAGCAUCACCAUUUCGUCACAAGCAAAAAAGGGAUCCGCUGCGCGUGUUUGUGGUGUCGUCAUUGUACAUUUGUGCUACGUUGUAUGAGCGAGUUACAGUGUUUUUGUAUCAAAAGAAAAAAGUGUUUUUUUUCGUAUUAAAAUUCUAGAUAUUACGUUUUCUCUAAUAUACAUUUGAAAUUUUCUACUUUGAAUAAUUUUACAAAAGUUUUUCGGUGAAUAUGAUAUAUUGCGCGUUUCCACAAUAGAAAUGUAUUCUUUAGAACGAUGACUAUUGAGAUACAAA